UGACCGUGGCGUGUGGGGCUUGUGUCGGUCGUCGCCGUGUGUGUUGUUGUUGUCUUAUCAACUUUUGUGGUAGUGUCAGUGUUUUCAUAACUCGUUGUGACAAUUUCUUUACUUCUGAAGUGUUACCGUGCUUCGUAAACUAGUGUCACACUGUCAUUUUUAAUUCAGUGCCCAUUUACUUUGGAUUAAUUGGAUUCUCCAGGCAGCGGAACAGGUGUAUUUCGUCUCAAAGGCACAGUGUCCGUUGACGAGUGAAUCGCAACUGCCGCAUGAGAGCGACAGAAUCGGACGUCAUGCUGUGAUCACGUCACGUCCCGCUCGGACUGCACCCGCCCGUCAAACGUCCAGGAUUAUGGCGACGCUGCCGCGCUUUCCUGAAACCUAAAAUCAGGAGCUGCUAGUAUGUCAUGGAUGAGGUGAGGGAGGAGUGUCGAGGGGGUAGCGUGGGAGGAGGGGGAGGGGGGAGUAGGAGCUCCCCACUCGAAGACGGCUAUCUCCUCUUCCGCAUCCACGUGCCGGAACUCAACAUCCAGAAAUGCCUCCAGUUCCCCAAGGACCAGUUCAUCUGGAACAUGAAACAGCAAGUCCUCGCCUCCUUGCCCAAGGAAUUGAAGGAAAGCUUCAACUAUGGCCUGUUUUUACCGCCGAACAACGGAAAGGCAGGAAAAUUCUUGGACGAGGAGCGGAGGCUGGUCGACUAUCCAUUCAAUGGCCCUGUCGGCUAUCUCGAGCUAAAAUACAAGCGACGGGUCUACAAAAUGCUGAAUUUGGAUGAAAAGCAGCUUAAGGCCCUACACACACGAACAAACUUCAGACGCUUAUUAGACUAUGUAGCCAAUGGACAAGUAGAGAAAAUCACUAAAAUGUGUUCCAAAGGACUAGACCCAAAUUUCCAUUGCACAGAAAGUGGAGAAACACCUUUGACGUACGCGACUGGAAUCAAGAAACCGGGGAAAGUGCUGAUGGCGUUGGUGAACGGUGGUGCAUUGCUCGAUUACCGGACAAAGGAUGGCUCAACUGCGAUGCACAGGGCUGUAGAACACAACAGCUUAGAGGCGGUGACCACACUACUUGAGUUAGGAGCCUCGCCUAACUAUCGUGAUAGCAAAGGCCUGACCCCGCUCUACUUGGCCGUCACCCAUGCCACGGACCCCCUUAUCUGUGGUGGCCUCCUUCAUGACCGCUCAAUGAUCGGUGCUCAAGACUUGCAGGGCUGGCAAGAGGUUCACCAGGCUUGUCGAAAUGGACUAGUGCAACAUUUAGAACAUCUCCUCUUCUAUGGUGCAGACAUGAACGCUCAAAACGCAUCCGGCAACACACCACUUCACGUCUGUGCAGUGAACAACCAAGAAUCUUGCGCUAGGUUAUUACUCUUCCGUGGGUGCCACAAAGAGGCGCUAAACUUCGCAAAUCAAACAGCGUACCAAGUGGCUGUUAUUGCUGGUAACCUAGAGUUAGCUGAAAUCAUUCAGAACCAUCGCCCGGAGAAUGUUGUCCCAUUCCGGGAGCCUCCAAGGUACAAUCCGCGGCGGCGCAGUUGUAUAAUUCGCGGAGGGCUCAAUGGGGGGGAGCCCUUCCUGGAGUUCCCUCCAUCGCCGUCCCCCUCAAAUCGAUCGUCCAUGGGACCCUUCUUCAGCUCGGCCUCGUCGAGUCUUAGCGAAGCCAGCUCUAGCUCGGCGUCGACCAACAAGACGGAAGACACUGCAAGCUACGUCACAGACAAAAGCAUGGGUGACACAAGUGACAUAAUCAGUGAUAGCUCAGGAGUUGGCACAUCAAACAGCGAUACAACUGUAUCGAUUAGUUUACCUGGUACUGUGGUUGUUUGUACCGAGAACUACACAGCAACACAACCUGGACACCUGUCAGUCGCUCAAGGAGACCUUAUAGAAGUGACAGGAGCAACAGACUGUGGCCUCUUGGAAGGAAACAUUCAGGGAAAUCCAACAUCUGGGCUGUUUCCAGCACAUUGCGUCCAGGAAAUGAGAGGAACGCAGCCAACCACCGCUACCAUCAACAUUCACCCGAGAGUCUCAGGACGCCGGGAGUCAGUAGUCAAUAAGCACUUUGCCACCGCACCACGCCACAAAAAACAGUUACCAGCAGAACCACGAACCGUUGUACUGCACCGAGCGAGGCGUGGGUUUGGCUUUGUCUUGCGGGGAGCGAAAGCCACGUCUCCUCUGAUGGAGCUCGAGCCGUCGGAUCGUUGUCCAGCACUCCAGUACCUCGAUGACGUUGACAAGGGAGGCGUAGCUGACCUAGCUGGUCUCAAAAAAGGCGACUACCUCAUAGCUAUAAAUGGAGAGGAUGUUUCUGCAGCUUCCCACGAACGAGUCGUAGAAUUAAUUCGAAGUUCCGGUGACCUGGUUUCGAUGACAGUCGUGUCAUUGGGUGCCAUUCCUAGCUCUAAAUCAGCAGCAACACUUUCGGAAAUAACUCCUAAUCCGCGUCAGUAUGCAACUCUGCCGCGGAAACUCAAUAACUUUGCAACAUUAGGUCGUUCUACUGCAGCACCUUUACCUCCUCGUCGGAAUCCAAAAACCACUCUAAGCAUAGGCAAAGCAAGAGCAAAAUCAAUGAUAUUUGAGGACAUCAGGAAGGACGAAAAGGAGAAAAACCUAGAAAAUCAAAUUCGGACGAUUUCCAUUCGAAAUCGGCCAACUUCAGGGAGAAUAACCGCUGUUGAGUUAGAGGAGCUUUUCCAGAGACAGCAGAGUGAUAUCGGCCAAACGAGUAUGAUGGUCACCUCAGUCUAUGCUAAUGGAAUUCCAAGGCCACCCUCACCAACAUCCUCUCUUAGAACACCUCGGGUGUAUGCAAGUGUCGCUGAAAUGAAACGUAGCAAAGGAAAAUCAAAUUCUCGGGUAAGAUUCAGUAUAGCUGGCAUUGGUGGCUUGAACGAAUUGAAAAGGGAUUUCCACAGCACACCUGAUCUCACAGGGAAGCUGAACGGUGUUUCGAACGGUGUUUCAACUUUUGCGCCCCGAACACACCGGAGUCAAGAAGAUAUUCCAUCGAAAUCGCAGUCAUUGCUACCACCUCCCAACCAUCCCCCUCCUCCUCCACCCGGUCAGUUAAUCAAAGUUGAAAUCAAAAACGGGAGUGAGUGUGACUACGGGAGUAUCACUUCUUCGGAACAUUCAACUAAUGUAGGUAAAGAAGGUAUCAUGUCAAGUUUCAAGCCUACGAACAGUGCCAAGCUGUACGCAUCUCCUGAGGAUGUUAAAAUGGUCGGCUUUCGAUCACACUCACUUCCUCCAAGUUCUGCACGACCGCAGGUACGGAAAUCACACAGUGUGAGGUCAACCUCAGUGCAUAAGCCAUGUGCUCAGAAUCAGGUUCCCAACGGCAAUCAAUAUGCGACGACUGCCAAAGUAUUCCGUAACUCCAAAAAGCGCUCCGUCUCACCAGCACCCCCAAUUCCGAAUCCAGACUACAGUUUAAGCGAGGAAGAGUCGGAAAACGAAACUGAAGUGGAAAAACCAGUCGAGGGUAGCGGCAAUUCCAACUCCAGCUCCAACUCCAGCAGCAGCAUGCCUCAUUCACUCAGUGUUGAGGAAAUCCAAAAGGUAAGAACACAAUUGCGCUCGUCAAAAUCCUACCCGAACGAUUUUCUACUGCAGAGUAUUGAAGAUGGUGACAACUCCUCAAGCGGUGUGAGCUCUGACCAAGAGCCAUGUCCGUCUGCGGAAAUGACGACGUCUCUCGACUCGUCAACUCUCCCACGCGUGAGUUUGCAGAGGACUGGGUUGACGCGAAACGCAGUGUCCCUGGCUCAGCUGCCACCUCCAUUGGAACUGGAUAUGGAGGAGGUCGUUCCACCACCUCCGGAGUUUGUUGCAGCCAACAGCGCAGCCAGUGGGGAUGUUGCCGAGGUCCUUGCUCCACCGCCGCAAUUCUCCGACAACCGCCUGGUCACUCGUGUUAGGAUCGUCAGUGCUGUACCCAAGCAGUGAGCAUUUUCAUACCAUCUCCAAUGAGCCAAAAAAAAUGCCUAUCGAUUGCCACAUUGCCAAAUUCCCUGUAAUAAAGUGCAAAUUUUUUGGAAAACUGAAGAAUGUUUUUCUUUGAAUUUUUCAAAGAUUUUCAUUCGCACUUUAAUCUUUUGUGUUUGAAAAUUACAGGUCAUAAUAUCCUUAACAUAAAUUGAAAAUGUAAAUUUUACGGGGGAAACUUGGCAAUAUUCAAAUGCUCAGAUGUUGCUCUUUCCUUGCAAGAUAGUUAUAACCGAUUGAAGGAACUAAGGAGAUGAAUCCUUAUCUGAUCAAAAUCAUGGAAAACUGUAUGUUUUCUGCGCUCCAUUUUUUGUAUUAUUCAACAAUUGCACGGAAUUUCGUUUAGCCAGGUACCAUUUGGCCCUUUUAGAUUACUUAACAGUUUCAUGAGUAUCUAAGCAUAGAGAGGAGAUCACCUCAAAGAGGGUGCUGGUUCCAAACUUUAGCUGUGGUUGUUUUUUGAUACCUAUCCCAAUCAGCAUGAAAAGUAGAAUUUUUCUAUUACGUGUAUUUGAUUCUCAUGAUACUGAGGAAAAACGACUCUGAAAAGAUGCAUUUUCUUCCCUGUCGAUGGUUUUUUCAUGAAAAAUAGGAUGAAUAUACCUCAUGCAACUCCCGAAAUAGACUGUAUGAUCAAGGGUCGUUCCAAGCCUUGCGCUUGUGACUUGGUCAAUAAAUGAAAUGAUGUUCAUGCCGCUUAUUUCUGCAAUUUGUUGCUGCAGCAUAGAAACAGAAAGAUCCUCCGUUGAGAAAAAUAUCAAUUUACUCCAGUAAUGAAAAGAAGAAACCGUCGUACAGAUUCAAGUGAAAAAGUCAUGAACUCCUUCAUCAGAAAAUGAAAUUUGAUUUCUUCAAGAAAAAUCGGACAGUUUUUCAGAUGUCAUGGAUGUGAUGUGAGAUCCAAUUUUAUGCCUUGCUUGUUUCACGGUUGUUCGAGAAGGCUAUUGCUCCGCUACGUUGAUUCAAAAAUGUUUCCAAAACAAUACGUUGAUUGUUGUCUCCUUUCUUAUCUCAUCAAUCAAAAAUAAUGGCUGAUGAAUUCAGUAUCUUCUUUCCGUUUUUAAAAACUGCUAUUUUCCAGAUCAAUUUGUUAUCUUAUAUAGGAUGAAAAAGUCACCAAAUUUUUAAAAUUAAAGUGAAUUCAAGAAUAAGAUAGUGUAUUUUAACCUGUAGUACUCAGGAACUUAGUGGUACCUAUUUUAACCGUAUUAACUUCUUGUUUUGAGUUUUAUAAGCAUCCAAUUUAAAAUUGGUUCUACAAGCUUAUCACUGUGGUCAGUCCUAAUGUUGUAACGAAUCUAUGGAGUUGAAUAAUGGCAAUAUUUUUACUUUAUUAGAUCAGUAUGAUUGAUGGUUCGAUUGAAAUUUGUGGAAAUGUUGUUGUGGAUAUCUGUUGAGUAUGUCCAUUUAUUUCAAAUCAACUUAAAUGAAAGAAAAGAAUAAUUCAAUUUUGUAUCAUUCCCUAAAAGAAAAGCGCUCGUCUUUUCUGAAUCCUUUAUUUUGUUCAGUCUUCUUAUAUGUACAUUCCUGAAUCCUUCGGAAAGUUUAUUUUUUCAAAAUUUUCAUUGCUAUAUCUGUGUCUGGACUUUUUAGCCUUUUUUUAAUUUUAUAAAUUAAAACAUUCCUGCAAGGGGUCAUAUUUACUUUUUACAAGUUUUUUGCUGAAGGAAAUCGAUGAUAUUUAUUAAUUUACUUUCCUGUCGAUCCUUGAAUGAAUUGGUAAUUUUCGAGCUGGACAGGGAAAAGCCACUCAAACAUACAAAUCUGCAUCCGCACCCUUAAAUUUUGUUAUUGUUGAUAGAAUUUCAACUUUUGUUGAAUGUUUUUGGUGUUUUUUAAAUUGUUAACGUCCUGUACUGUGGUAUUUUAAACGUAAGGUUGAAUUUUCCUUCCAAAACUUCCGCAAGAAAAUUUUCAUGCUCUGUUUGAAUAAAGAACAGACUCAAAUGUUUUGAUUUGCUGUCAGAGGGCUCUUUCCAUUUUGUACUUUUUUAAGUUUGUAAUUAUCGAUUCUGUGCAUUUUGCGUUAAAUUGUUUAGGUUUUAAAUGCUAAGAUUUUGAGCAUUUAAGGCGGCAGAGUAAAUUUUACAAGUUGUCCAAAUCACUUUUCCCGACCAAAGAAAACAAGGAAGGGCUGUAUGAAUAGAAAUCAGCUGAAAAAAAGAAAAAAGAAGAAAGAGAAAAGAAUAAAUUGAACGAAUGGAAGAACAGAAAAGAAGAAGAAAGAAAGAAGAAAUUUGCUGAAGUAUCUUGUAAUUGGCUAUAAUGUUUUUUUUUUUUCUAAAAAGAGGAGAACAAAAGGGUAUUUGAGUUCUUGGAAACCAAAAGGCGAAACUCAGGAAAUGUGUUGGCCUAGUGCUAAUUUUUUUUUAUUAUCUGUAAAAUGAAAGUCAUUGAACUCUAUCCGUGAUAAAGUCUCAAAUAUUUGCCCUUUAAAGAAUUUAAUGGCGUAUCAGGAUUACAUACUAUUGCGUGCUCCAGUUCACGAAAUGGAACUUUUUUUUGGAAAUAACACUGUUUAUGUUUGAGGGAAAUAAAGUAAAUUUUGAGGGUUAAAGUUAUCACUUUUCUAGAUUUUUUGCCAUUAUCAGAUAGAAUUGGAUUAACGGCGGACACAACUGUUCAAUGCAGCUGAAUAACAGAACUGAUUUACAAGCAGCCGCUUCUCUCAAAGUAAAACAAGGAAUAAAGUAUUUGUCUACUCAAGAUGUGUAGUUUUCAAUUACCUUGACUCAUGAGUCUUGGAUAUGCAAAUCAAGAGGCUAAAGAACGAUACCGGCAAACAUUAGUAGAGUUAAAAAUGCUGCAUUUUUAUGGCUAAAAUCGUCAGUAAUAUUAAUGAGUGUGAAUCUAAAAUGAUAUUCGGUCGAAAUAAUUAAUGUAAGCAGGAAAGUUUUGAGUUUUUAAAUUUUGAUUUUAUUUAAAACCUACUAUUCGUUAUCAACAUUUUCCAACCUCAAACAUAGGAUUCCUUUCGUGUCACGAUUGUAACAACUAAGAAUAAACUCUGUAAUUAUGAUAGCAAAAUUUUAGAGCAGCCACUAAGUAACUUAAAUUUUUUUUCCCAAAAUGUGUUACAAAUUUCUGUUUGCUUUUUUAUGUAUCUCCUCAACAAAAAUUGUUUCCUAAAUGUUGAAUCAUGGGUAUUGAAAACAAUUCUUUAAACUAGAAGGUGACCAAAGCCACUCGAGAGUAUUGUUUGAAAGAUCCAACUCAAUUUUUAUAAUAUUUUCUAUUGUAAAUACUUAUUCUAUUAAUCAAAAAUCCAGCUCAGAAGAUCUCAAUUCGUGCUGAAAAAUUUAGAAUCGAUUUCAGUUGAAAGCUUAGUCUAACUUUGAGUAGCUUCACAUUUUAUCAUGGCAGAAGCGUCAUAAAUAUUGGUGUUUUAACAUGCUGUAAAGCUGAAUUGUUUUCUCUGAUGCAUUACGUUGAUCGAAAUCAUAAUCUUAAAAGUUCACCUCAAUUCAGAUGUCAGGACAUUUAAAUGGUGUAAAAUCUGAUCAAAAGUCAGUCUUUAACAAUCAUUUCAUUAGUAUUUUUCCAUCAUUUUUAUUUUUAGAGCCAGUAGCUUUUAUAAUUUUGUAACGGUCAAGUUUUGAAUUUGAGGUAGAUUUUAUUCUUGUAAAAUUACUCAAACUAGGAUACUCAGUAGGAGAAUUCGUGCCUUUGAAUCUUCGUCCAAUUAGGGAUUACUAGGUCAUAUCGUCAGUAGUCUUCUAAGAUGUGCGAUGCUCAGCCCUAGUCAGUUGAAGAGGGACAUAGGAAUGUCCCUCUCAAGUAUUGAAAACAAAGAGGGAACACGUACCCGAAGAAUUAAAACAGAAAAAGUUGAAUUCCUACACUUAUCAUGUGUAAUAUUUCAUUCCUCUAGUCAAUUAAUUUUCUGUAUCUUAUUCUAAAGGCAAAAUAGCAAUUAGUACAUGCCAUAGCUUCCUUGCGAUGUGCGAAUCCUUUCCUGUGUUUAACGUGUAAGUUAAUUAGCUUCUAAGAUCAAACGUGCGAACAACUUUUUUGUGAAAGCCUUGUGUUGUUAUUAAUUUUUAGGUCCCAGAGUUAAGUCGCACUGUACCCCAACAUGCUCUCAAUGCUUGUCUGUUCGAUGCUUACCGAUUUCUUUAAUUUGGACCUACAGAGCAACCAUGCCUUUUCAAACUAGCAUCAGCGUUUCCGUACGUUUUUAAUGUCAAGUAUACCAAUUCUUAAUCAGAUUGCAUUCUGCAAUAACGAACCACUAUCUCUGGCUCUUCCAUAAAACCACUUUUUUUGCAUAGGGAAACCAAUGGCAUAUAUGUAUGCUGUUUCUAAAAUGAGCCAGAAAUAGUGGUUCCUUAUUGCAAAAUGUGGCCCAAUCUCUGGUAGGCUCAUCCCAUGGUCCAUGAAGGUACAAAAAGCGGUGAUUCACGAACCACAUACAUAUUUUGAUUUUUGAUGUCGGAGACUUCCCUUCAUACAUUAUAUUCGAAUACUAAUCAAUGAUAUUACUUGAGAUCAUCCUCGACUUUUCUUUUAAGUCGACAUUUUAAGCAUCGAAAUGAGCUUGUUUCCCUCAAAAGUAAUGAAUAGGAGAGAACAUUUUUAAGUAUCAUAAGUGAGAUUUGAGGAAUGCCGGAAUAAGGGCACAUGUAAAAAGUACAGAGUUUUGAGAAAAUCGUAUUGGGCAGUUCGACAUGGUGUCUCAACAAACUGUAUGUACCAGUUGCUUAGACCAAAGGCUAUUCUUUCAACCUGGAGCUUAAAAUUUUGAAAUUCAUGAGUAGUUUGAAAAGAAAAAAAAAAAUCAUGAAGGGUUUAUUUCGAGUUAAGCCCCUCUUCCGGCAUGGCCCUCUUUUGUGGUUUCUGAAUACAGUUAUUAAUCCUUGUAUUACUCGGACAACUAUAAAACGGUUAGUUAUCAUUCAGGUGAGCAUUGAAGGGUUUUAUCACAAGUUGAAUAGCCUCACCCUUUGUAAUGAUGUACUAGAAAAGCGAAAUGAGAUGCGGAGACAAGAGUUAUAUUUUGACAUGACUCUUUGUUGAAUCUCAUUCCCUGGCAGUCAGUUUCGUAGGGUGCUUUUGGUCAACGUUCUAUAGUUGAAUAAUCUCUUGCCAUAAACCGUUGCUCCUAACUCAGUGCUUCAGUUCCAUUCCAUUAUUCAUAGUUCAAACAAUCUUGUAUCUACAAUCGUAAUAGCUCUGUUUUUAUAUAUUUUUAAGUGUAUUGUAUACAUAUUGUACCAUUUCCUUGUAAUAUAUAUUGAGCAAAAA
Messenger RNA from Bemisia tabaci, 9242 nucleotides. It is a transcript of the gene Prosap, whose product is annotated as SH3 and multiple ankyrin repeat domains prosap. The record is from RefSeq and is a predicted model, not a curated record. Gene Ontology annotation, cellular component: postsynaptic density; postsynaptic membrane; dendritic spine. NCBI's taxonomy places the organism in Eukaryota, Metazoa, Arthropoda, Insecta, Hemiptera, Aleyrodidae. Gene Ontology annotation, molecular function: ionotropic glutamate receptor binding; synaptic receptor adaptor activity.